Messenger RNA from Scylla paramamosain (green mud crab), 1319 nucleotides. RefSeq lists its product as uncharacterized. Gene Ontology annotation, molecular function: structural constituent of chitin-based larval cuticle. The transcript is spliced from 2 exons. The record is from RefSeq and is a predicted model, not a curated record. Bases 53 to 703 code for a protein of 216 amino acids. Gene Ontology annotation, cellular component: chitin-based extracellular matrix. Lineage: Eukaryota; Metazoa; Arthropoda; Malacostraca; Decapoda; Portunidae.
GGUCAGUGCACAUUGUGUCCGAGUGGUGAAAGCCAGCGGACUGCCUCUCGUCAUGGGCAGUCAGUGGGUGGUGGUGGUGGUGGCAGUCGGGGCGUGCCUGGUGUACAGCCCUGAGGCCAGGCCAGCACGCGGUCCUGCGGUCCCCCUGCCCUCGCGCAGCACCGUCAGGCUACAGCAGCUGUCCUCGCAUACUCGCUCCUCACUCAACAAGGUCUGGGAUUCGAAGUUACAGCGGUACAGAGGCAGCAGCGCACAGAAGGAGGCAGUGAACUUCUUCGAGACCCCUGGAGAUGGCCGGUACACAUUUGGGUACUCUGGCGGGAGUGACGGCGGCUCGCACCUGCAGGCGUCCAAUGGCCAGGGGCAGACCGUGGGCAGGUACUCGUACGUGGACGCGGAGGGCAAGGAUGUGCAGGUGCAUUACGUGUCAGGCAGCGAAGGGUUCAAGGUAAUCAGCAACAACCUGCCUGAGGAAACGGACGAGGUGAAGCAAGCGCGCGAGGCAUUCUUCCGGAUUUUCGAGGAGAAGAAGAAGCUCUUGGAGGAGACGCGGCAGCAGAGGGCGCGCAGCAGGCAGCGGAACAGGAGCAGGCAGCGCGGGGAGGCUGGCACGCAGGUAGCAGCGGCGGUGGGGCAGACAGGGGGGAGAAGGACAGCAAACCGACAGCCACCUCGAGGAACCAGGAUAAACCAACAUCUUUGAGAGACCAAGAAGAGAAACCUUCAACUCUCCAACGCCAGGACCAAAAACCAACAGCCACAACACGUCAGGAGAAGCCAAGCACUCGAAGUCGCGCCCAGUCACCAGGGGCAGCCAAGACGAGGCCAGAGGGACGUCCAGCAUGGUCCGGGAGCAGAGUGCGCAGUGAGAGUCAAGUGAGAACACAAGAGAGGCCGCCAGUGCAGACAGCCUCCAUGACGCCCACAGCGACGGGAAGACAGGAGACGAAGGAAGAGGGAGAAGGACAGGGAGAGAAAGGAGAAGGAGAAGAAGGUGAAGGAGAGGAAGAGGAGGGAGAGGGAGAAGAGGGAGAGGGAGAGGGAGAGGAAGGAGAAGAGGGUGAGGGUGAAGGAGAAGAGAGAGAGGGAGAGGGAGAGGAAGGUGAAGGAGAAGAGGGAGAGGGAGAGGAAGAAGAGGAUGAAGAAGGAGAGGGAGAGGAAGGAGAGGAACAGGAAGAGGGAGAAGAAGAAGAAGGACAGGAAGAGGAAGGAGAAGAGGGCGAAGAGGAAGAAGAAGAAGAAGAAGAAGAAGAAGAAGAAGAAGAAGAAGAAGAAGAAGAAGAAGAAGAAGAAGAAGAAGAAGAAGAAGAAGAAGAGGA